This is a messenger RNA of Ostreococcus lucimarinus CCE9901, 369 nucleotides long. RefSeq lists its product with no specific name. The annotation marks the transcript as partial. The record is from RefSeq and is a predicted model, not a curated record. Lineage: Eukaryota; Viridiplantae; Chlorophyta; Mamiellophyceae; Mamiellales; Bathycoccaceae. The transcript has a single exon.
CUCGGGUCGUCGAGUAAGGACGGCUGGCGCGCCGCCAUCGACGCGUGGGUUGGGUUUUAUAGCGCGGUGGAUUGGCGCGAGCCGUGGUUGAGAGCCUUGCUCGCCGCCCACGCGUGCUUGUUUAUCGUCGUUUUGCUCACGCGAAGAGAUGAGCGAACGCAAGGAGUGUUGUUCUGCGCGUGCGCGGCGAUCGUAUUCAUGGCGGAGCGCAUCAACGCUCUGGCGGCGGCGAAGUGGGAAACCUUCGCGACUCAAAACUACUUCGACCCGAGGGGUCGGUUCACGUCCGUCGUGCUCUCCACGCCGCUGGUCGUGGCGACGCUCGUGAUUUUGGUGAAUUUGUUACUCAUCAUGACGUCGAUGAUGGUU